AAAAGGUUUUCUCCAAAGGCCACCCACUGCAAUUGUAGUUGCAAAGAAAAGAAAAACACAACCGCAGCCUCGCUCCCUCUUGGAUAGUUGGGAAGGGACUAACCAGCUCAAGUCUCAACCCAAACCAAAUCGAACCUCCCACCCAAAAAACAGGCUAAGAAGCUAAGAUCGGCAGCGGAGAGGAAUCAAUCAAUCACCAUACCAUGCCAUCCAACCCGCCUCAGUCCUCCGUCCUCCUCCACCGCAUCAACGCCACCCCGGCCCCCUCCCACCCCGCAGGCGCCCCAACCCCAACGCUCUACCAGAAGCCCAGCUGCCCUGUCGACGUGCCCGAGGUCGUCUCCCGCCACCACACCUACGCCGUCGGCCCCAACCAGUGCUGCUCCGCCGUCGUCCAGCACAUCGACGCCCCCGCCUCCACCAUCUGGUCCGUCGUCCGCCGCUUCGACACCCCCCAGGCCUACAAGCACUUCGUCAAGAGCUGCCGCGUCAUCAUCGGGGACGGCGACGUCGGCACCCUCCGGGAGGUCCACGUCAUCUCCGGCCUCCCCGCUGCCUGCAGCACCGAGCGCCUCGAGAUCGUCGACGACGAAAACCACGUCAUCAGCUUCAGCGUCGUCGGCGGCGACCACCGCCUCGCCAACUACCGCUCCGUCACCACCCUCCACCCCUCCCCAACCGGCACCGGCACUGACGUCGUCGAGUCCUACGUGGUCGACAUCCCACCCGGCAACACCUGGGAGGAGACGUGCGUCUUCGUCGACACCAUCGUCCGGUGCAACCUCCAAAGCCUCGCCCAGAUCGCCGGGAACCUCUCCCGAAGCAGCAAUAACCAAUCUCCCUCCCAAUUAUAGAUCGAUCCAAUACGGCGUCGCUCCUGCGAUUGAUAACCGGAUCCGUUUUGGAACGGGUCCAGUCGUCAAUGGAAAGGCUAGCUUUACUACUGAUCAGAUAUUCAACACGCUCCAAUAUGUCAUAUCAAUCUCCGAUCAUCAGCACCAAACCUUUUUUUUUUUUUUUUUUGCUCCCAUGUGGUAUUCCUUGGUCCAUCAUUCGAGAUCUACACGCAGCCAAGUGGCAAUGCCGGAAGUAUCUGGUAAUUUCUCGGUCAUUGUAAUAUGCAUACAUCGGUCUGCAAGUCAUACUGUGAGAGCAUCUGGAUAAUUUUUACAGGUCAUAGACUUUCCGUCCAACGUUGGUGUUGGUAUUUUUGUUCCUUUUGCUCGAUCGGUCUGAUUUUUUCCCCCCUUUUGUAUACUUGUCUUAAUUUUGUGAAUUAGUGUUCAUGAAUAAUUGCCAAUUACGAGAGACAUUUACUUAUUUAUGAUUUUUUUUCAUUGUACUAAGUCUUGUAUUUCCUUUAUAAUGGAAAAAAAUUAAGAGAGACACAUGCAACUGCUA
This is a messenger RNA of Punica granatum (pomegranate), 1401 nucleotides long. The record is from RefSeq and is a predicted model, not a curated record. Lineage: Eukaryota; Viridiplantae; Streptophyta; Magnoliopsida; Myrtales; Lythraceae.